CCUGUGUAUAAUCUUCCAUCUCUUUGGCCAGCCAAUGAUCAUUCUCAAGCAUUUGAUACUCUGUAGACCCUUUGUUAUUUGAGACCUCAUGCAAGCCACCAUGCAGUCUACAGUCCCGUCAUUCCAGUGACAGUCUGUCAAUCAUCAGUAAGAGGUCUAGACAACCAAUCACAUAAGCGAAAAAUGUGUUAAUCGUGAUGUUAGCCCGUCGCGUCUGAGGGGCCGUUUGUUAGUUGCCGUACUAACGUCGGCUUCAGCCUUGCGGCACAGUGACUUUGCAUGUCUAGUCGCUUGUGCUAUACCCAACGGAGCAUCAUAGCGGCAGCUUACUUAUGCUUAGGUUGAAUGAAUACAGGGCUGUGCAGUUAGUGACAGAUAAUUAUAACUCUCUCGUUGUUACACCUUUCUCUAGCUCAAGGCACUAAAGUCGGGGGCCGACGGUCCGCUCACACAUAGAGUGCUGUACAUUAAAGGGGUAUAUGUAGUAUACAUGGUACCCUGCAAGAUGGAGUGUGUUCUGUUUCGUGUGUAUUUCUUCGCCAGAAAAGCUAGUAUACCGUACAGAACUUGCCGCCAGGGACGGCUUAUUCUUCCGAUCAGAUAAGAUGAGCUCUUUCAGAACCCUUGGCCUGUUGGCUCUCUUGACUACCUUUAGCGUUGCGCGAGGGGCCAGCUUAGCCCUCGAUCAACAUUUCCAGGCCCUGGAAUUUCCAAAGGCCCGACGACUUUCUGCGGCCAGUCUGCCCCUCAGUCUCAGGGUGAGAGAAAUCGAAACGGUCGCUUUUAAGAGAGAAGCAAGUUUCGACUUUAUACACGAGGUUCCAGAAGGAGACACGGAAUAUGUCUUCGCCACUACCCUCAAUGUGGCAUCUCAACACCCAAUCCUUGCCCUUGAGGCUUUAGAUGCCGACAUAGACGAUAUGACAUGCUCAGAUGCAAAGAUUCAGCUGUCCAUCGGCUCGCCUACUCGGGCCAAAGCCCUAAAGCAGGAACUUGAGGCUGCGUCCGAUUUUGUAGUCGUCACUUCCCAUGAAGGUUGCGACUUGGAAGGGGAAAGGUCCAUCCAUCGUGUGACGAAGGCGACUGUCGAUCUGGCUCGUCAAGUAUUCACCCUGGAGAAAGUCAAAUGCGACUGGCACGAUGCAAGCCAUUCCACUAGCGUGUCUUUCUCCCACAGGCACCGAUCAAGCAUUCAGAAACGUACAUAUACCGUGCAUCAGAAACGACAGCAGGAGCCAACAAAUGUGCCGACAACCACAAAGGUAGUAGGGGAAGGCUCUGCACCUUCCAUAUCGUUUCCAGCGGUUCCCACUGCAACAACGGGACUACCUUCGAGUGCGACAAAAUCGCUCGACAAGCACUAUAUUGACCAGAAAAUAUUUCCGCCAGAUACUCCUGCCGCUGACAUGUUCAUACCGCAAGGGGUAACAGUGACCUGCAAAAACUGCACGCUCCAGGGUGAUAUUGAGAUAACCCGAGGCUCGUUCAACAUUUCUGGAAAUAAGAUUAAAGACACAAUUGCCUUUUUUGACGACGGUGCUCUUGAAAUUCUAUCGAAUGGCCUUUUCGCACAGGUUGAACUUGGUCUUGACCUUUCGCUGAGCCAAUCUCUGGCGUCCCUCAACAUGUCUCUCCCUACAAUUCCUCUCACCCCAUUUGAGAUCCCAGGAGUUGUAGCUUUCGGUCCAAUAAUCCAACCUGAUCUCUCACUUAGCGUAAAUAUGGUGGAGGAGAUAGGGUUCUCUUAUGGCUUCAAUCUUUCGGUACCGGACAACUCGAAUAUUAAGAUUAACAUGAGUGAGCCUGGGAAUUCCUCCAUUUCAGGUUUUGAUAAAACCAAGGUCCACGCGCUGGAGUUUGAAUCUACGUCUGCACCGGCGUCUUUGAUUUUCAGUGUUACCUUCACGCCGCAGAUCCUGCUCGGAAUCAGCACGGCAAAGGGUUUAGUAUCUGGCGGUGUUGGAGCGUUCGUCAACUUGCCAAAGAUAUCUGUGAAUGCGACUCAACUGAGUCAUGUCAGUGACAAGUGUGAGCCCGUGGUUGAUGGGAGUGGAGAUGACACUUUGACAUCUGUCCUGGAUGAGGUCUUCGAUAGCCUGACACAUAUCGCCCCUUCGGUGGACGUCAACAUGGGUGUCCUCGCCAACAUGGAGGUCGACAUUGCGGAGUUCAGUGAAAGGGUCGGAGUACAAGCUGUCCUGGCAUCAACCUCCUAUCCUCUACCCACAGCUUGUCUAAAGUAUGAUGCGAAGAGCCACACAUAUGGUAUUCCUUCACGGACGCCAAGCGCUACCGCAACGUCGGGGUCAAUGAAAGGAGCCAAUGACAGGUCGUCAGAUUCGGACAAACAGUCUGGAGCCGCAACAUUGUUAGGGGGUCUUGGUCUUCUACCGCUCAGUAUUUUGGCGGCUUCGAUGAUUGCUAUUGUGUAUUGUGGAUAAGGCUGACGGACAUGGAAUGAAGCAUGUGUGUGUCAUAUAGAAAGAUGUAGAUCGUGUCGAUGGGUAGUUAGAAGAACAGUGAUGAAGAGAGGGAUGCAAAUCAUGCAAACCCAAGUUUUUUUAAAGUUUUAAAGAAGCAGCAACAGCAGGGGGGUCUAUGACUCUUCAGUAUCGUGACCUGGCGGGGUCGAUCGCUCCCUAUCCAGAUUCAUGAUUCCAAGGAUGAAUUUAGUGGGGGGAGAGAAUGCACUGCCAUUGGCGUCCCCAGUGGGCAUUGUUCGUAUUGCCAGUUAAAGAAGAAGAAACGCACAGCCACAAAGCCAUGUGAUGUCGCAUUGCAACGCGGAAGAGGACCGUCGGGCACCCAAUCGGGUCUAGCGCUGAGUCGGGAUCCCGAAGAGGAAAGGUGGUGUAUGGAGGACGAGGGAAGUUCUUCCAUCCUCAGGGUUG
Messenger RNA from Aspergillus caelatus, 2891 nucleotides. RefSeq names its product putative GPI anchored protein. The transcript has 6 exons. The coding region runs from base 606 to 2441 and encodes 611 amino acids. NCBI's taxonomy places the organism in Eukaryota, Fungi, Ascomycota, Eurotiomycetes, Eurotiales, Aspergillaceae. The record is from RefSeq and is a predicted model, not a curated record.